AUGUUACAACUGAAGGUAGUUGUUGAUGAUUAUAACAAAGAUGGGGACAAUAAGAUAAAUUUAUCCAUCAACAACGAAAAUGAACAGAAACCACCCAUUUUUUCAACACAAUUACCAAAACAAAAAUCUAAAAUAAUGAAACAAACUUCAUUUUUAGCACCAAGACAACAAUCAAUAUAUCAAAAAAAAAUAGAAUAUAAACAAAAUUAUAACUUUUCAGGAAAUAAAAGUUCAAUUAUUGAAGAUCAUAUAACAAAUAAUCAUAACAAUAGUAAUGAAUUAUCAAAUCCUUCAUUAUCUGUACCAAAUACUUUUCAUCAUAAAUCUCAUCCAAAUGCAAAAUCAAAAGAAUUAGGUUCAACUUUUAUAAAUGAUGAUCAUACAAAUAAUUCUGAUCAACAUCAUCAAAACAACAACAAUAGCAAUCAUCAAAAUAAAACUCCUAAUUGGAUGCCAGAAGAAUUAAAUGAAAAUUGGCCACAAUCUUUUAAUAUUGAAAAACCAAAAGAAAUAAAUUCUCAAAAAACAAAUGAACCAACAACAAUAAACACAAUUGUACAUAAUUCAGAUAUUCAAUUAAAAGAAAAUCUACCUUGGCAAAAUAAAUAUAAAAGUCCAGCUCCUAAAAAUUUACAACAUUUAUUUAAUGAAUCAAAAGAAAUUACUGAUACUUCUUCACCAUUUUCAAAACCAACUACAUCUUCACCAAUGAAAAUAUUUGGUGGAAAUUAUGAUACAUAUACAAAACAACAAUUUAAUGAUGUAUUACAAAACAUAGCAUCAAAUAAAAAUACACCAGCUCAUAUAAAUUCGAAACCAAUAUUAAAUUCAAAUCAACAAAUUUUAAAUAAACCAAAUGAAAAUAUAAAAGCUUUUACCAAGACAGGUUCAUAUAAUGGAAAAUCUUAUAUGACAAAUGCAAAUAAUAUUUUUAAAAAUUUAGAAAGAAAAUUUAAAUCAGGAGAUGUUAGAGUUGUUUCACAAGAUACUGCUACUUCAACACCAAAAAGAAAAGUUGAUACAGAACAACCACAAGAAGAAAUUGAAUAUGCAUCAUAUACUACUGGAUAUAGUUCAGAUGAAAAAAGUGAAAUUCAAAUUCAAAAAUCAAAUGAAUAUACAAUGAUUUCAAAAUCUGAAGAAAGUGAAGAAAAGAGUGAGGAGCAAAGUGAUGAAAAAAGUUCAGAAAUUCAAAUUGAUGAGUUGAAAGAGCUAACUUUUGAUGAUAAUGAUUCAAGUUAUACACAUGAAAGUACAGAAGAAGAAGAAGAAGAAGAAGAAAUUCAAGAUUUAUCAAUAAAUAAUACAAUCACACAAAUUAAAUUAAAAUCUCCAUCAAAAUUAAGAAAAGAAUAUGAAUCACCGAUUAUAAAUGGUGAAAUUCAACCUAACCUUGAAAUUUUGGAAAAACAUGGUAAUAUGAUAUAUGAUGAAGAAAAUUUUAGAUGGAUUAAUCAAGAUGAAAAUUAUACUCUUGAUGGAUUAUCAGAUUUAGAGGAAGAACAACCCAAAAAAAAAGAAGUUUCAUUUCAUAAAAAUGUUGGUGAUAUAACUGCAAUAUCACAAAUUCAAGAUAUUUCAUUUUCAGAAUCAAAAAAGGAAUUAAUAUCUGUAUUAACUGAUGUAUUAGAAGAGUUAAGUGUUAUUGAUUGGAAUAAUGUUGAAGAAAUAGAUGUAUCAAAUAAACAAUUAAAAACAUUAAAUGGAUUAAGUAAAUGUUUACCAUCAUUAAAAGAUUUAGAUGCUUCUAAUAAUGAAUUAAUUUAUUUAUCAGGUAUCCCCAAUGUAAUAAAAUUAAAUUUAUCAAAUAAUAAAAUUGAAAAUAGAUCAACUUUAAAUGAAUUUACAAAAUUAAGAAAUUUAUCAUUAAGUAAUAAUUAUUUAACAAAUAUAAAUUUAUUAAAUAAUAUUCAAUUAACUUAUUUAAAUUUAUCAAAUAAUAAUUUAAAUAGCUUGAAUGGAUUGAGGAAUUUGAAAUACUUGAGUGAAUUGAGUUUAUGUGGAAAUCAAUUGGAAGUUAUUGAUUUAGCUGAUUAUGAAUUUAAUGAAUUACGAAAUUUGAAUGUUUCAAAUAAUCGUAUCGUGGAAAUUAAAAAUAUAAAUCAUUUAACUAAAUUAAGAGUUUUAAAUUGUGAUUAUAAUAGUUUAGAAGUAUUUCAGCUUAGCGGAUUUAUUACAAAAUUACAAAUAAAUCAUAAUUUUUUGAAAUUGUUGGAUGUUAGAGGUUUAAAAAAUUUAAGAUGUUUAAAAUUUGAUAAUAAUCUAGUUGAACAAUUCUUAACUAAAAGAGGUAAUGGAAUUGAGAAAAUAUCAUGUAAAUUUCAACCUAAUGAAAUUGAUUUUAGUGGUUGUUUAAAUUUAAAAGUUUUAAAUAUAUCUGGUUGUUCAUUUAUUCCUAAAAAUGAUAAUAUUACUCAUUUAACAAUGAAUGCAGGAACUUUCAAAACACUACCUAAAGAUUUUGCAACUCAAUUUUUUAAUCUACAGUAUCUCAAUUUAAAUUUUAAUCAUUUCAAAAGUUUAAAACCUUUAAGUGGAUUAAAAAAAUUAUAUUAUUUAUCAUUAGUUAGUAAUGACUUAUCAGACUUUUAUGAAACAAUGAAUUGUCUAAAAUCAUCAAAAAAUUCAUUAGUGGUGCUAGAUCAAAGAUUAAAUCCUUUCACUUUUGCUUAUCCAUAUGUUUUUUUCCCAGAUGAAACUCCAAUACAACAAUUAAAAAAUAUUGAAGAUUUAGAAACUUUUGAAAUAAAUUUAAAAGAAUUAAGUAAUGGAGAAUGGCAAGAAAGAAAUAACAACUUUAUUUCUAAUGAAAUUUUAAAUUAUAGAAAUUUAACAAUGUUAUAUUUUCAAAAUUUAAAAAAAUUAGAUGAAGAUGCCGAUGUUUUGGUUUUAACUACUCCUGGUAAUCAUUAUGUAGAUAUACGAAUUUUUAAACAAUAUUAUCCUUGUAUUAAUAAUAAUUUACCAUUUGACCAAGUUUUUGAACUAUGUUUAGCUGGAAAAGAAGUGCCUUUGACGGAGAAUAAAAUCAAAUUUGAAAGUAUAAUUAAUUCUCAAAGUUUAAAAGACUCGUUCAAGACAGGUAAAAUUGAAAUAGAUGAUGAUAUUGGUGAAUUUAGUGAAUAUGGAUUAGAUCGUAAAGAAAUUGGAAAAAUGAAAAACGGCAAAGGAGUAAUUCUGCCAUAUAUUGAAAUAUGGAGAUCAUUGGAUCCAUCAAAACACAGUCCUAAAAAAGAAGUUAGAGAAAGCACCACUGAAAGUGUUGAGUUUUCAACUUAUGAAUUAAAAACAGGAUUAGGUAAAUUAAUUCAAUUAGGAAAUUGGAAACAAGGUAUAAUUCAAUUGGAAAAUGAUAUAAUAGUAUUACGAUCUUGGUUUAAUGGUCAUCAUUGGGAUAAUUUAAUUAAAUAUGGUGAUAUUUCAAAAUUUAAUAUAGAUAACAAUCUUAAUUGGGUUUGUAUAGAAAAAAAUUAG
This is a messenger RNA of Lodderomyces pseudojiufengensis, 3474 nucleotides long. RefSeq lists its product as uncharacterized. Lineage: Eukaryota; Fungi; Ascomycota; Pichiomycetes; Serinales; Debaryomycetaceae. Gene Ontology annotation, molecular function: protein binding. Bases 1 to 3474 code for a protein of 1157 amino acids. The transcript has 2 exons. The record is from RefSeq and is a predicted model, not a curated record.